GUGUUUUUCUUCUAAGAGACGCUGGGGCGGAGUGUCUCGUGAGAAGUGCUAGUUCUCGCGGGAACUGCAUUCAAAAAGCCCUGGCGCUUACCGGAGACUCUCGGAAUGAAUGGGAGGAUGUUUCUUUGGUGAGGUAGGGUUAGUGAAUGUGGCCGUCCUGAGCUCUCACCUGGACCCACAGGCUGCAGCAGCUAGAGGAAGGAGUGAGGAAAGAGUAGGCUAAAAGUAGGAAAAGAACAUGGAGGCGGAUAUAAUUGCAGAUCUUCGAAGCAAGCUUAAAGAGGCUGAAAAAGAGCGACUAACAGCUGCACAGUACGGUUUACAACUGCUGGAGAGCCAGAAUGAACUGCAGAAUCAAUUGGAUAAAUACCGGAAUGAAAUGAUGGCCAUGACCGAGAAUUAUGAACAAGAAAAAUACGCUCUUCAGAGAGAGGUUGAACUCAAGAGUCGAAUGUUAGAAAGUUUGAACUGUGAAUGUGAAGCUAUUAAACAACAGCAGAAAGUACAGCUGGAGCAACUAGAAGAGCAGUUGAGUAGAAGCCAUGGACAAGAAAUGAAUGAAAUAAAAAAUAAGUUAGAAAAACUGAAAGCGGAGUUAGAUGAAGCGAGGCUUAGUGAAAAGCAAUUGAAGCAUAAAGUAGAUCACCAGAAGGAACUCCUGGCUCAUAAAUCAGAGGAAAUACGGAUAAUGUCUGAGCGUGUACAUGAAAGCAUGUCUUCAGAGAUGCUGGCUCUUCAGAUUGAGCUGACUGAAAUGUCAAGUACGAAGACCACCCUCACAGAAGAAGUGAAUGAAAGGCGGUACAGACAGGAACAACUAGAAAGUCUCAGUAAUAACUUAAUGCGCCAGGUUAACCAACUUAAGGAAGAGAAAGAAGAACGGGAGAAAGAAGCAGUUUCUUACUACAAUGCCUUACAGAAAGCUCGUGUAGAAAAUCAAGAUCUUCAGGUGCAGCUGAAUCAGGCACUCCAGCAAGCCUUGGAUCCCAAUAGUAAAGGCAACUCUUUGUUUGCAGAGGUGGAAGAUCGAAGGGCAGCAAUGGAACGCCAGCUUAUAAGUAUGAAAGUCAAGUAUCAGUCACUAAAGAAGCAAAAUGCAUUUAAUAGAGAACAGAUGCAAAGAAUGAAGCUGCAAAUUUCCACGUUACUACAGAUGAAAGGAUCUCAGACUGAAUUUGAACAACAGGAACGGUUGUUUGCCAUGUUGGAGCAGAAGAAUGGUGAAAUAAAACAUCUUUUAGGUGAAAUUAGAAAUCUGGAGAAAUUUAAGAACUUGUGUAUGGAAUCUAAGCCUUCCAUACCAGGCAACUCUGGUGUUCUAGAAGACAAAACCUAUUAUACAGAUUUACUUCAGCUAAAACUUGAUAACUUAAACAAAGAAAAUGAGAGCACCAAAGGAGAAUUGUCCAUACAGCGAAUGAAAGCACUGUUUGAGAGCCAGCGAGCCCUGGAAAUUGAGCGAAAACUUUUUGCAAAUGAGAGACGCCUCCAGCUUUCAGAAAGUGAAAAUAUGAAACUAAGAGCUAAAGUAGAUGAAUUAAAGCUGAAGUAUGAACCUGAAGAGAAAACUGAAGUGCCUGUACUCAAAAAGAGGCGUGAGGUGCUCCCUGUGGAUGUAACCGUCCAUAAAGACUCCUGUGCCAACAGUGCUGACGGGGACGAAGUUUCUAGAUUCCCACCUCAGAAAGUGGAGGCACAGUCCAGUCCUAACAACGCAGAGGAUACCAACUUGCAGUUAGAAGAACCAGUUUCUGUAAACACGCCCACAGCCUCUUUCUCUCCUCGCAAAAAUCUGCCAGUGGAUAUGCAGCCAAAGAAAGAAAAGAAAUGUGUCAGGCUCAUAGAUGAUCCAGCUGAUGCUGAGGCCUUAUGUGGAAGAAGUGGAAAUGCCCCCUGCUCUCCCAGGUUAACUGCUGAAGCACAGCUUCAGACAGAAGCUAAAGAAGGGAAAGAAGCUGCAAGCAAGUUGGAAAAGGAGCCUGGUAAGAAAUCACACCCUAUUCUGUACGUGUCCUCCAAAUCAGCUCCAGAGACUCAGUGCCCUCAGCAGUAAAGACUUCUCUUUUACUGCUUGCGCAGAGGCCACUGUGAAGCUUAGUUAAGGUUGGCAUUAUCUGAAGGACACCUCCUCAUAACUUACUGGCACCUACCCAUUUUCCCGGGCCCUGGCGUUUUCAUUAUUCUUUGACUGAGUGCUGAAAAUAUGGUUGUGAUUCUGACCUGAAGAGAUUAGCUGAUGAGCCUUCAUGGAGCUUCAAAGAGUCACAGUGAAUAAACUAUUAAUGGAAGAUAAUGUUAUAAUUAAUAUAAGUCUAUUGGCUGCAUUGUAUCUGGAUUUUUAAAGUGAUGGGAACACUUAACUUCCAUUGGAAACCAUAUAUGUAAAAAGAAAACGUUCUAAUCAUUAUAUUUUCGUAUGUACUUUCUUGUUUAGUUUUUCACUGUUGUAAAAAUAGGUAAUUUGGUUUAAAAAUGUAUAUUGUAGCAGGAUUUUGUCCAAGUUUAAAGCACCUGUACUCACUUUUGUAUUCAUAUACAUGAUUCAGAGUUUGAGUCAAGAAUAUAAAAAAAAAAUUUAAAAUAAAAAUGCAAUAAUUUCU
Molecule: messenger RNA, 2600 nt
Organism: Chinchilla lanigera (long-tailed chinchilla)
Lineage: Eukaryota; Metazoa; Chordata; Mammalia; Rodentia; Chinchillidae
Gene: Spdl1
Product: spindle apparatus coiled-coil protein 1
Exons: 12
Coding region: 239-2053 (604 amino acids)
Biological process (GO): mitotic metaphase chromosome alignment; mitotic spindle assembly checkpoint signaling; protein localization to kinetochore
Cellular component (GO): outer kinetochore; spindle pole
Molecular function (GO): kinetochore binding
Source: RefSeq, a predicted model, not a curated record